Messenger RNA from Triticum aestivum (bread wheat), 1373 nucleotides. RefSeq names its product cytosolic sulfotransferase 5-like. Gene Ontology annotation, molecular function: sulfotransferase activity. The transcript has 3 exons. NCBI's taxonomy places the organism in Eukaryota, Viridiplantae, Streptophyta, Magnoliopsida, Poales, Poaceae. The record is from RefSeq and is a predicted model, not a curated record. The coding region runs from base 1 to 1050 and encodes 349 amino acids.
AUGGAGAGAGAUUUGAAAUGGGAAACAUCAACACCACCAGCAUCAGCACCAGCACCAAGAAGGAUCGUCGGCCCCGUGCCGUUCAAGGACGUCGUCCAGAAAGAGGAGGAUGAACACCCGCCGGAAGAGUACGCGGACAUCAUCUCCACCUUGCCGGGCAUCACCACCGGCUUUGGGCAGUUGCUGUGCUACCAGGGUGUCUGGCUGCGCCCGUGGAUGGUCCCUGGGGUGAUCUCUGUCCAGCGGCGUCUCGUGCCGCGCCCCGACGACGUGCUCCUAGCGAGCCCGCCCAAGUGCGGCACCACCUGGCUCAAGGCUCUGUCCUUGGCCACCAUGGCACGGGCCACCUACCCGCCGACCAGCGCCGAUCACCCAUUCCUCCGCCUCAACCCGCACGACUGCGUCCCCCACCUUGAGGCCCUCUUCGGUGCCGGCCAGGAAGCCAAGCUGGAGGCGCUGCCGUCACGUAGGCUGAUGCACACGCACAUGCACCACUCCCUGCUGCCACCCUCCUUGGCCGACUGCAAAAUCGUCUACAUAUGCAGGGAGCCCAAGGAUAUGCUGGUUUCCAUGUGGCACUUCAUCAUGGCCGCAGGAGGCGACGCCUUCCCCUUCUCCGACCUCUUCGAGUUUGCAUGCGAGGGUAAAAACCCCCACGGCCUCAUUUGGGAUCACGUUCUCGGCUACUCGCGCGCCAGCAAAGCAAGUCCGGACAGGGUCCUCUUCCUAAGGUACGAGGAGAUGCUGCUUGACCCUGUCAGCAGUGUCCGGGAGCUCGCCUUGUUCCUCGGUGUGCCCUUCACGGCGGCGGAGGAGGCGACGGGUUCGCCCAUGGACAUUUGCAACCUGUGCAGCAUCGACACGAUGAAAGACCUGGAGGCGAACAACACUGGAGUGGCUGGGCAGUUCGUGGAGGUCCCGCAUCAAUCCUUCUUCAGGAAAGGGGUCGUGGGGGACUGGGCCAACCAUAUGACGCCGGAGAUGGCCCACCGCAUCGACGCCAUCGUCGAGGACAAGCUCCGGGGAUCCGGACUCAGCUUUACGCGCUGACAACAAGAGGCGCACGAUGGAUAUGCACGCCUGCCUCUAGCUAGCUAAGCUAGUAUCUGUUUCUACUCCGGCCACUUUAAUUAUCGGUUAUCCCAUCCUGGUUAGUGCUAAUCUGAGUGUCAGGUCAGCCAAUUCAUGGACUCUUUAGUUAUCCUUCUCCAUUUCAGUAACCUGCUAUCAUUUACCUUCCGCCUACGCGCGACCAACUAGACCCUACUGUUACUUGAACCUUGUGUUUGGUUUCACCGAUUAAUAAAACUAGGGGCGCGCCCUGUUUAUCUAAAAAUAGUAUAGUACCACACUGAAGUGACUAAGAUGUUUAC